AUAAUAAACCCAAUACAUGACGACUCAAAUAAGUUAUUAAAAGUUGGGAUAACUCAACUUGCAUCGAAAAAAUUAAACGAAAUCAUGAUAGCUGAUAACUCGCCAAAUUUGGCCUUGAAGAUCAAUGUUGAAAGUGGUGGUUGUCAUGGAUUCCAAUAUAUAUUGUCCUUGAGUGAUGUCAAUGGCGAUAAUAUGGAAUUAGUUGAUACCGAAAACUCAAUAUUUCUCAGAGAUGGAGCAAAAGUAAUAAUCGAUAAAUCCAGUUUGGAAAUUUUAAAAGAGUCCACUAUUGAUUAUGUCCAUGAGUUGAUUGGAAGUCAAUUCAAAGUCGUUGACAGUCCAUAUACAACUUCCAGCUGUGGUUGUGGAUCAAGUUUUGACGUUGACUUUGAAAAACUUAGC
Messenger RNA from Ascoidea rubescens DSM 1968, 402 nucleotides. It is a transcript of the gene ISA2, whose product is annotated as Isa2p. Gene Ontology annotation, cellular component: mitochondrion. The annotation marks the transcript as partial. Gene Ontology annotation, biological process: iron-sulfur cluster assembly. Lineage: Eukaryota; Fungi; Ascomycota; Saccharomycetes; Ascoideales; Ascoideaceae. The record is from RefSeq and is a predicted model, not a curated record. The transcript has 2 exons. Gene Ontology annotation, molecular function: 2 iron, 2 sulfur cluster binding; iron ion binding; 4 iron, 4 sulfur cluster binding.